AUGAGUUAAACAGAAGAAAAUGAUAAAAUUUCUGAAGAAUCAGAAUAAAAAGAUGGUUCUGAAGAUGAAGAUGCCGAAGAGAGAGAAAAUAAGGAGAAAGAGUAGCAUUUUGGAAGAGAUGAUCCUGAACCAGCAAUGGUAAAUAAAUAACCAGCAGUAUAAGUGAAAAGAUAGGUUUUGAAGAGAAAGAGUACAAUGAAGGCAGAUGACAUGUUUGGCAUGAAUUUCUUCAAAUUCUAAUAUUAUGUAAAUUAAGAAGAAUUGGGAAUUCGUAAGAAAGGAAACAAUUCCGUAUCAGGCGAUAAACUUGAUGAAUUUAAUUUCUAUAUGCAUGAAAAGAAAUAUAGUUUUGGCAAGAAUUCAAUGUUUAUUUUAAAAGAGUCAAAUAUAAUCAGAAAGUAUUGUGUAUGGAUUGUAACUUGGCACUGGUUUGAUAAAGCUAUUACAUUAAUUAUAGUUCUAAAUACAAUUUCAUUAGCUAUGCAAAAUUAUGAUUUUAGAAUUGAUGAAACAUCUAAUCAAUCAGAAUUGACAUAUGUUAGAAAUUAAAUGGAAUAUUUUUUUACAGCUGUAUUUUUAUUAGAAUUCAUUCUCAAAAUUUUAGCGAUGGGAUUUCUUUUUGAAAAAUAUACUUAUUUAAGAGAUGGUUGGAAUGUUUUAGAUUUUGCAGUUGUUGGAACAAGUAUUCUAUCUUUGGUAGGAAGUUUUAAUCUAAGUGCAAUCAGAACUAUUAGAAUUUUGAGACCUUUAAGAUCAAUUAAAUCAGUUCCUGGUCUUAGAAUUUUAGUUGCUUCUUUAUUAGAUUCCUUACCUAAUUUAGGUAAUGUUUUAGUUUUCUUACUUUACUUAUUGGUUAUCUUUGGAAUUCUAGGAUUACAAUUAUUUUCAGGUGCUUAUGAGAAUAGAUGUAGAUUUACUUAAUAUCCAGUAAAUGGCAAUUGGCCAGCAGAUCCAAAUAUUACUCAUCUUUGUAGUUCAGAUUCUGAUUGUCCUGAAAAUGAGUAUUGUGGUAAUCCUAUUAAUUUUAAACUUCCAUAUUAAGAUACACCUAUUCCUGAAUUAAAUUACUCAUAUACUACUUUUGAUAAUAUAUUAACUGCCACUUUUACUAUUUUCUAAGCUCUAACUACUGAAGGAUGGUCUACUAUUGUUACUUAAUUAAUUGAUGCAGUUAAUCCUAUCUUAGUUUAUAUCUAUUUUAACCUUCUAAUUAUUAUUGGAUCUUUUUUUACUAUCAACCUUAUUCUAGCAGUUAUUAAUGAUUCAUUUUUAAAAAAUUAAUCUGAAAGAAGAUAAGAAUUAUUAAAAGAUGAAUAACAUAGAAAACAAUAAAGAAAAGAAAAAAAAUAAAAAGAAAGAUAAAAUGCAUAAAUACAUCCUACUUAAAAUAUUGCUGAUUUAGUACCUUCAGAUGAUUCUGAUUCUGAUGAAGAAGCAUAAAAGAAAAAAGAAGAAAUUAUCAAACAAGUCUUAAAGCCUACUAAAUUUUAAGGAAGAGCAGAACAAUUGAAGAUAUUAUAAGAUUAAUUUAAUAGAAAAGUUAAAAAAGAGAAAUAAUAAAUGAAUUUUUUUGAUCCCUCUCUAUACACUUUAGAUGUUAAUGAUGAUAAAGGAACUAACUUUGAUACUAAAUUUAAAUAAUUCUUUUUAAGAUUUAUAGAAUCCAUUACCUUCACUAUUAUUGUUAAUGUGAUUAUUGCUGCUAAUACUGUUGUUUUAGCUAUGGAUAGAUAUCCUUAACCUGAUUCAGAAAUUCUUAUUCUAUCAUAUCUCAAUUUAGGUUUUACUAUUUUCUUUGUUUUAGAAAUGAUCUUGAAAUUCUUCGCCUUAGGAAUAGUUGAAUAUUUUAAAGAUUACAUGAAUAUAUUUGAUGCUACCAUUGUGGCAAUCUCUUUAGUAGAAUAAGUAUUAGAUUUUGCUGAAAUUUCUGUAUCUGGAGGAUCAAUAACUGCAGUUUCAGCUUUCCGAACUUUAAGAGUGUUUAGAAUAUUUAAAUUAGCUAGGUCUUGGAACUCUUUAAGAGAAAUUCUUAUUGCUAUUGCAACAACCUUAGAAGCUAUAAGUUUCUUUACCAUGUUAUUACUUCUAUUCAUGGUUAUAGCAUCAUUGGUUGGUAUGGAAUUAUUUGCUUAUAAUAUACCUAAUGUUAGAUUAAAUUUCAAUACAUUCUUUGAUGCCAUGAUUACAAUCUUUGCUUUAUUAACAUCAGAAUCGUGGAACAUUUAAACUUAUUUAUAUAUGUAUUAGUCUAAAUAAUGGUGGCCAUUAAUAUUUUUUAUCUCUGUAGUAAUUAUGGGAAAUCUAAUUCUUCUUAAAUUAUUCAUUGCUAUCUUAAUUUAUAACUUUGGAUAAAAAGCUAUUGAAACUGAAAAAAAAUUAUAAGACAAAAUGAGAAAACUUAACUUUUAAUAACUAGUAGAAUAGUUUAGAUCAUCAAUCAAAGUAUUUGAUCCUGAUGAAAAAAUUAAACAUAAAUCUCCUAAACCUGAAGAAGUACAUCCUGAACAGUAAAAAAAAAUUAAAAUUAACCAAAACUACAUUGGACAACAUUAAAAUUCUGAUGUUGCUUGUUUUUUUUUAGCAAAAUAUGAUCAAGCCAGAUUUGAAGUGAGAAAAGAAACUAAAUAAAAGAAAUUAAUUAAAAGAUUUUUUGAUACUGCUGAAAUAGUUGAUCCAGAAGAAAUUAGUGAUGAUUCCUCAGGCGAUGAAGAAUAUAUUAAAUAAAUGGAAUAAAAGAUGUAAUUUUAAAGUUAAGGACCUUUAACUUUUUAAGAUGGUUAUCAACCAUAGAUUUCACUUCAUUAAUCCUAAUCACAAUCUGAAAAGAAAAGUAGUGUUUUCAGUAAGCCUGAAACAUCUUCAGGUUAAGAUCAAUUAGAAGGAGUUCUAAUUGUUGGUACUUCUCUAUUUAUUUUUGAAUAAUCAUCGAAAAUUAGAAGAUUUGCUUUCAGAUUUAUCAAUAAAUCAUAAGUUGUUGGAUUUAUUAUCCUAAUGAUUUUGGUUUCAUCUGUGCUUCUGGCUUUGGAUGAUCCAUUAGAAGAUAAUAAUUCGGUUGUAUUAAUAGAAAUAGAUUUGGUAGUUACUGUUAUAUUUACAAUGGAAUCUCUAUUGAAAAUAUUAGCUUAUGGUUUCCUAUUUAAUGGAGAAUAUAGCUACAUGAGAGAUUAUGCAAAUGUAUUGGAUUUCAUAGUUAUAAUAUUUAGUUGGAUAAGUAUAUUUUCUGAAGCUAAUUUGCAAAUAUUUAAAAUCCUUAGAAUUUUUAGAGUUUUACGUCCCCUUAGAUUAGUUUCAAGAAGUGACAGUUUAAAAAUAGCAAUUAAUGCCUUGAUUUUAAGUUUGUCAAAGAUCUUCAAUCUAAUCUUAGUGAGUUUGGUAUUUUAUGGGAUGUUUGGAAUAUUUGGAACCAAUUUUUUUAAAGGAGCGUAUUACUCUUGUGAUAUUCCAAAAACAAGUAAUUAUACAAUAAUCACAAAAUUUGAUUGUUUUGAUUAUGGAGGAAAUUGGGUUAAUGCAGAUUAUAACUUUGAUAAUGCUCUAAAUUCAAUAAGUGCUUUAUUUGUAAUUUCUACAACAGAAGGGUGGUUAGAAUAAAUGUAUUAAGGAAUUGAUAGUGUUGGAAUUGAUAUAUAACCAAUUUACAAUUACAAUAUGUAUUGGUCUUUAUUUUUUAUUGGAUUUGUAAUUAUAGGAUCCUUCUUUGUAAUGAAUUUAUUUGCUGGUGUUGUUUUGGAUGCCUUUAAUUCAGAAACUGAUAAGUUAAGAGGAUAUUUUUAUAUGACCCUUGAAUAAUAAGAAUGGGUAGAUAUUAAAGAAAGAAUUUAUUAUGCUAAACCAUAAAUAAAUCAAAGAAUCAGUGACUAGUGGUUAAGAGCCAAAAUGUUCUUAAUUAUAAAUCAUAAAUAUUUUGAUUCUAUGAUUUUCAUUCUAAUUACAAUUAAUACUAUAUUGUUUAUGUUACAAUUUGUGAGAUAACCUGAGUUAUUAGAUACUAUUAUAUCUUAUUCUAAUUUAUGCUUUUUAUGUAUAUUUACAACAGAAAUGUUAAUAAAAUUGACAGCAUUGGGAUGGUAAUAUUUUGCAGAACCUUUUAAUAGAUUUGAUUUUAUAGUAGUUAUCUUAAGUAUUGCAGGAUCUGUUCUAGAACAAAUGGCAAUUUUAACAGCUUUUGGUACAGUAAUUAGUGUAUUUCGAUCAUUUAGAAUAGUUAGAAUUAUGAGAUUAAUUAGAUCAGCAAGAAGUUUGAAAGCAAUUUUUGAAACUUUUUUUCUAACAGUAAGUUAAUUAGCAAAUAUUGGUGGAUUAUUAUCUAUAAUUUUGUUUAUGUUUGCUGUUUUAGGAAUUAAUUUAUUUCCUUAUGUAAAAUGGUCAAGUAGCGGUUUAACAAAGGCUCUUAAUUUUUCUUCUUUAGGUAAAGCAUUUUUCACUUUAUUUAAAUGCAGUACUGGAGAAUAAUGGGAUUAAGUUUAGGCUGAUUUGGUGAGAUCAAUGUAACCAAAUAAUGUUUGUUUUUCAGAAAUUUUACUUACUGAUUAUGAAGAAUAUGGAUUUAAUGGUUGUGGAUUUUGGUAUGGAGUAGCAUAUAUGGUGAGUUUUUAAAUGAUAUUUGCAAUGAUUAUGCUUAAUUUAUUUGUUGCAAUCAUUGUUUAAGGAUAUGAAAUUAUAUAAAAGGAUGAAGCAUCAUCUAUAUCCACAAAUCAUAUAUAGGCAUUUAUUGAUAUUUGGAAAUUAUAUGAUUAAUCUGGUUCUGGAUUGAUAAGAGCAUUAGAUUUGGAUCGUUUUAUGAUAAAACUAGCUAAACCAUUAGGAGUAUUUAUUUUAUAAUUAAUAAAUAUAGUGGAGAGGAUUAUUAUUGACUUAAAUGGAGAAGAGAAAGUUUAUAAAUUAAUUUCGAUUACCAGUCUAUAUCUAAAAUUAAACUGCUAUGUAUUUUUUUUAUGAUGUUUUGGAAGUACUUUCUCAUAACAUUCUCACUAGAAAAUAUGGUGAAGAUACUGAGUAAGAUUUAUUAAUCAUAUAAAUUUAGACUUGAACCAAAGAAAUUAGUGAAGGCUACUAAAGAUUUAAUUAAGAAAAGAUUAUAAUUAAUUGAUUAAUUGAAAAAUGCUAAAACUUGUGCUUGGACAAGUGAGGAUAUAAAUAGUGCUUUUAUUAUUAUGAGAAGAAUGAAAUGGAAAUUAGAUGAAUUAAAAGAAAAAAGAAACAAUGAAGUUCAUGUUUUAAGAGAAAUUUCAAGUGGUGCACAUAGUAGUGACAAUGAUGAUUCUCCAGAUCAAACUUAGAGACCUAGUUAAUUUAACACAUAAGGAAUUACUUCUGGUCAUUAAAUGCAUUUAGAUGAUUGA
This is a messenger RNA of Paramecium sonneborni, 5342 nucleotides long. Lineage: Eukaryota; Ciliophora; Oligohymenophorea; Peniculida; Parameciidae. The record is from the annotation of a GenBank genome assembly.